Molecule: messenger RNA, 3802 nt
Organism: Lates calcarifer (barramundi perch)
Lineage: Eukaryota; Metazoa; Chordata; Actinopteri; Centropomidae
Exons: 8
Coding region: 238-1029 (263 amino acids)
Source: RefSeq, a predicted model, not a curated record
UUGACUUUGCAAUUUAAGACUGACUGCUGUCUGUUCAUCUGUGUGUCCAUCACUGUUAUGUGUGUGUUUGUGUGUAUGUGUAUGUGUGUGUAGUGUAUAAAUAGUGUGUGUGUGUCUUUAAACAGCAGAGAGAGCAGCUCAGUGUUUACUCAGUCUGUCAAUGAGUAAACCUGCAGCAGGAACAACUCCCCACAUACAGUAUCUGAACCUGACCUCAGCUGUCUGCACACAGUGAUCAUGGCUGCAGUCGGAGCAGAGGUCGCCGGGCCGUGGUUCCUGUCAUCAGGAGGCGUUGGUUUCUUCAUCAUUCUCCUCCUCCUCUCCGUCUUUCUCACGGCUCUCUGUAGCAACUGUGGCAGACGUUCAUUUAAGCUGCAACAUGCUGCGGAGGACAAAAAUCCUUCAACUCUCGUCAGAGUGGGGAAACUGGAAGAAACCAGGGCGGCAGCGAGAGAGAAUCCGAUGAUCAACGAGAUCCAAAACGAUGAAAAAGGGUCUAAUACUAAAGAACAGAACCCGGUCCCAUACACUCCAUGGAGAAGCCACUUGAGGGCGCCACAAGACAAGCUAGAUGUCCCGACCAAUGGCAGUGGGGCAGUGAAGGACAUAGGAGGUGAUGCUAUCUCUGCUGCAGCAGAGGAAAGCAAGGUCCAGCAAAUGCUGAGGAGGAGCCGCCUGAGGGCGUCACAGACACAAGGUGUGAACAGCUCCUUCCCUCCAGAGUCUGACCACAUCUACCACACCAUUGGAGGAGGGCAGCGUGAUGCAGAUGUGUCGUUGCCCCCAACCAAUCAGGAGUUGUGGCUGGAGCGCAACAGCGGCAGAGAGCGUGGUACUCGCUUCGCCACAGAGGAUUUCAAUGACAGAGACAGAAACUCGCUUUAUGCUCAAGUCAGUAAGAGGGUGAGACAGCCUGAGGUCCCCGGCCAGACAGUGGAGGUGGUGCUGGUGGUGGAGGAGGAUCCUUCACCUCCACUGCCUGACCGGAGAGCAGAGAUGGAGGCGUGGAGGAGUGGACGGCUGGAGUGAUGAUGGAUGAAAGACAACCGAUUAAAGGACAGAGGACGGACUGUGGCAGCUAAAGGUAUAAGAUAAAAGACGGAAGAUGACAGGUGAAAACUACAAAAAAUAAAAGAUAAACAACAGAAGACGAAAGAAGGAAGAAGAAAGGAUGAAACAUAAGACACUAAAGAUGGACGGAUAACAAGGGUUAAAGGAAGAUGGGCAAAGGACGAAAGAUGAAAGACAAAUGACAUAAAUGAAAGAUGGAGGACAAAGGAUAAAGGACGAGGAUGAAAUGUUACAAAUGAAAGAGGAAGGACAACAAGAAAGGCUGGAAGAUAAGGAAGAAAGAUGAGACAAAAGAAGAAGGGAGGAUAAAGGAUAAAACAUGAAGUACAGACCAAGGAGAAACAACAACAGAUGAGAGAUGGAGUACGAAGAAUAAAAGACAACAGAAGGAGGAAGGAUGAAACAUGACAGACAGCAAUGAAUGACAAAGGAAGAAAAAGAAAAACAAAAGACCAAAGACAGAAAUUACACAAACAUUUCCCAACCUGCUGAUCCCAGAUCCCAAAUAUGAGAAAAUCCUUUAUUUUUAACUGAAAAACACUGCAUCCUACAUUUCCCAUAAUGCAGCUGGGUAGUUUCACAGGCUGAGGAGGAUCUUAAUGUGUAAAAGUGGUGGAAUAGCCCUUUAAAGAAUCACAGAUUGAAGCUUUAAGGAGAAUACACCAGUGGUUCGACUAUGUUUAGCUCAGAAAUGACAUUAAUGUCAAUAACUGCUAAUCAAUUAUUAAUCACUGAUCAGUUUUUAGAUCAAUUUCCUUCAUUCAGUUUCAUUUUGUUACAAUUAUAAAUUAAGUUUGCAGAGAAAUAAAUAAUCACAGUCAACAUUUAGCCCAUUAUAAUAUAGAUUACAUUGUUUAUUUUACAUUAGAGCUGAAAUGGUUUGUUGAUUAAUCUAUUAGUGAAUAUAUAAAUAUAAAUAAACUGAUCGCUGAUCUCUACAUGAUUCCUGAUGGAAAAGUGUAGGAAAGGCAAAAGGUUAGUGAGUGAGGUAAAGGACUGGUGUGUGGAUUUAGGGGGAUCUAUCUGCAGAGAGGGACUAUAAUAUUCAUAAUUAUGUUUUCAUUAGUGUAUGAUCACCUAAGAAUUGUUGUGUUUUCAUUCGCUUACAGAGGCAGCGGGUCCUCUUCCACAGAGGCUGCCAUGUUUCUACGGUAGCCCAGAACAGACAAAUUAAACAUCUAAAGGCCAAUGUAGCUUCUCCUAAAUGGGGGAGGGGUCUUCAGUUGGUCACGACGAAAUCCUACAGACCAGGACUGUCACCUUUUAUUUGAAAACAUUUGUUCGAACAUGGGGUGAAAAGUUCAUAUUCGAGCUGUAAUGACCUGUUGGAAAUAGAGGCUGCAGUCUCCGACCAUUUUAAGUACUUUUACUCGUGAUCCAGCAGAAGGCGCUGUAACAGCUUGACCUGUUUACUAAGCUAACGAUAACACAGUGUUGUGGCAAAAACAGAGGACAAUACUGAGCAGAGCCAUACUGACAAUCACAACAAUCACAACAUCAGAGAAACAGCGUGUGGAUCGCAAAGUCACGACUUUGUUAAAGUUACUCUUCAAUAACAACAAAUCUGCAGACUCACCUGCUAGCUUACCAUCCCAUUGUUGUCUUAUUGAGAGCCAGGUAGAAGUGUCAGACAGAAAGAGUUAAUACAGUCGUUAAAAAUGUAAUGUUAGCUUGCUGGAAGAACAUGACGACUGAUGUUGGACAGGCUGUUAAGUUUAUGUAGUAAUGUCAUGUUGUGGUGUUUUGGGAGAGCAGGUUGUUUUGAAUUCAUGAAAAAGCGACCGCCCUACUUCAGACUGGUCCUUUAAUAACAAUCUGUUUAUUAGAUUUUUAGAUGUUUGCAGGUGUAAACGUGUAAAAUUGAGUGAAAAUACAUAAAGGUUUGGUGGUGGAUGAGUGUGAAAACAGUUUUUAAAGAUGUGGUGAUUUUGUGUCAGAGCAACAAAAAGUUGCAUCCACACUGACCUGAUGAACUCUUCCAUCACCAGAGUCUGUUACGCCCUCGAGUUAUGGAGAAAUCUAUCGGCUGUUUUAUCUCAACUGAGCAAUUUUUAAAAAGACAAAGACAAGAUCUGGCAGCGUGACAGGAAAUUAUUUCAACAUUUAAUCCUGUAGGUUUAUGAUUGGUGGAUGUACUGUAUAACAUGACACAGGAAUUUAUCUUUAAGGAUUAUUCUGCAAUUUCAACCUGGUGUGUUUCCCAUAAAUGUAAUUAUUGUGCCUCUAUGAGUUGUGAUCACCUCCACUGUAGAGAUCCAGGGGAACGAGGACUCAGUUAAAUCAGUGUAUAUCAUGGUAACUGUCUCCAGCCUCCUACAGCUUUUAAAUAAACAUGAAUCAUUUCAAACACUUGCUUCUGAGUCUGACAGCAAGAAAACACAGACUGUAGCUGCAGAAACAGACAUUAUGAUGAAUGCAUUUUGCUCUCUGAGCUCCAUCCUCUGAGAUGUGUCUCACUAUUUAUUUCUCUUUCUAAUAUUUAUUUUGGUCUUUGUUUCUACAGCUAAUGUGGUAAAUGCAAAGUUAGCAGAACUCUAUGGGAAAUACACUAGGCUGAAAUGUACAUAUUUGAGGAACAUAUAGGAGUUUUUUUCAAGUUAGCUGAAAUGAGAAUGUACAGUUUUAGUGCUUGAGUCAAACACUGAGGUCGUCACUGUGUCUUUAACCUGUAUUGAAUAAAGUCCUGGUUCUUGCUUUUCUCAAUAAUAAAAACAACCUGAACCAAAAUGAA